Neofelis nebulosa (Clouded leopard) is the source of this 4129-nucleotide messenger RNA. It is a transcript of the gene PDZD11, whose product is annotated as PDZ domain containing 11. Lineage: Eukaryota; Metazoa; Chordata; Mammalia; Carnivora; Felidae. Gene Ontology annotation, molecular function: protein binding. The transcript has 7 exons. Gene Ontology annotation, cellular component: basolateral plasma membrane; cell-cell junction; synapse. Gene Ontology annotation, biological process: protein localization to basolateral plasma membrane; maintenance of epithelial cell apical/basal polarity; neurotransmitter secretion. The record is from RefSeq and is a predicted model, not a curated record. Bases 138 to 602 code for a protein of 154 amino acids.
UUGGGAAGGGGCGGGCCUGCGCGCCGCACCCUGAACCCGCCCUUUCCGACCCAUCUGAGCAUCCGCUUCCGGCUUCCAGAGUGAAUUGGCGGCGAGCGGAGGCUGAAGUGCCGGAGGCCUGCGGGGCUUUGCUGGAGAUGGACAGCCGGAUUCCUUAUGAUGACUACCCGGUGGUUUUCCUGCCUGCUUAUGAGAAUCCCCCAGCAUGGAUUCCUCCUCAUGAGAGGGUAUACCACCCAGACUACAACAAUGAGUUGACCCAGUUUCUUCCCCGAAUCGUCACACUGAAGAAGCCCCCUGGAGCUCAGUUGGGAUUUAAUAUCCGAGGAGGAAAGGCCUCCCAGCUAGGCAUCUUUAUCUCCAAGGUAAUUCCUGACUCUGAUGCACAUCGAGCAGGACUUCAGGAAGGGGACCAAGUCCUAGCUGUGAAUGAUGUGGAUUUCCAAGAUAUUGAGCACAGCAAGGCUGUUGAGAUCCUGAAGACAGCCCGCGAAAUCAGCAUGCGUGUCCGCUUCUUUCCUUACAAAAAGUCAGUUUACUGCCCUGGAGCAAAGAAGAGAAGUCAGAGGGGGAUCGGAGCUGGACAUCUGAGUUGGUGGUGAUGGUACUAUGGAGGUUAGAAGCUGGGCUGUUUCUGUCCUGAGAUCAAGAUCUGUUUGCUGGCACAGGCAGGGACUCUGGAGAGGACCAAAGACUACCUCUUGGAGAUUUUCUCCUCCAGGUUUUCAGCACAGAAGCUCUUCACUUCAAAGUCAAUCCCACAGGCCUGCAAAAGUGAAGGGGCCAAGAGAAAUCACUUCUAACACUGCCUAUCCUUUCCUCUUGGGUUCUAUAAGGAAAUGCCUGACACCAUCCCUUAGCUGUCCAAUUUGCCAGUCUUUUUCAUUUGUCCCUCUGUCCUUCAUCCUAGCACUGACUAUCCCUCUUUCUCAGAACCCAGACCUCACCUUUCCUGCAUCUUCGGGACCUGGCUGCAGUGUCACUGAACAGGGCAGGUUAACAACCAUCUAGGGGAUCAGAAGGAGGUCAGCAAACAGAAGAAAUAGGGACCCCCCCCAACUGUGUUUUCCUUCUGUAGCUUCCUCUCUUAACAUUCCCUGGAAACCUUGCCCAGGAUUUGGGGGCCAGUACCUGCAGGGUAAAGGGGUAGGCAUUGUCCCCCAACUUUUGCAGCAGUCGCUCCUGUAGGACUGUGAGGGGCCCCUGGGUGCUGGUGGGCUCAGGUGGGAACACUUGCUGCACCUGUACAUACAGAUCUUUGCGGAAUGUCAGACCGAUCACGUCCAAGUCAUCAUGGCCAUAGCGAAAGGCACAUGUCAACAUGACAAACACUGCAGGCAAAGGAGGAAAAGAGAGUGAACUGUCAUGCCCAAGGGAGAAAGGAAGUUCUUAAAUGGCUCAUAGGAAGACAUGGAGAGACAAUGUAAUAUGAUUGAAACCAUAUGGCCAUGAAGAAAAGGAUAAAUACAUUUGACUACAGUAAAUUUUCAAACUUCUUUCCAUUAACGGUCUUUAUAAACACUGAAACAAGCAAAAGUCUGGGAGAAAAUAUUUGCAACAUAUAUAACAAACAAAAGUUUAGCAUUCCUAACCUGAAACUAAUGUAACACUGUGUGUCAACUAUACUUCAAUAAAAAAGCUUCACAUUUGUGAUAGAUAAAGAACUCCCACAAAUCAAUAAUUGAAAAAUACCAAUAUAGGAGUGUGCAAAGAAUAUGAAUAAGCUCUUUGCAGAAGCACAAAAUAGAAUGGCCGAUAAGACAGGAAAACAUGUCCAGUCUCAUCAGUAAUCAGAUAAAUGCAAACUAAAACCACAAUAAGAUAACAUUUCACACACAUCAGACUGUGAAAAAAUUUUAAAGUCUGCCAAUACGAAGUGUUGGUGAACAAGUGGAGCAAAAGGAGUUCAUUGCACACUCCUGGUCUCAGUAUAUAUUAGUACAACAACUUUGGAAAACUGGCACUAUCCAGUAAAACUCAAUCUGCUUGUAUAUUAUGACCUAAGAAGAAUUUAGAGGAACUCUUGCUCAUAUUUAUGAGGAGAUACAUAUGAGAAUGUAUUUGCAUCAGUAUUUGCCAUAGCAUAAAAUUGGAAAUAAUUUCAAUAUCUAUCAAUCAGUCAAUGAAAGAAUGGGUAAUACAGUUAUGGUAUGUUCCUAUAAUAGAAUGCUAAGCUGAGCUUAAAAUAAGUGAACUAGCACUCCAUGUAUUAACGUGGGUAAGUCUCAAAAACUGUUGAGUAUAAAAAAAAAGCUAGUUUCAGAAUGAUAUGCAUAAUCCGAUACUGUGUAUAUAAAGUUAAAAAGCAUGUAGAGCAAUCGAGCAAUACCAGAGCUUCUCACAGAUACAUAACUAUUAAGUAGAAGUAUAGGAACAUCAGAGGAAUAAUAAACACCAAAUGCGAGAUAGUGAUUCCCGGGGAGGAGGAGAGGAGGAUGGAAGAGAGGAGGAAGGGGAAUGGGAUUAAGGAAGGAUACAUGGGAGACCAGUUUGUUUCUGUAGUUCUUUUUUAAAGCUAGGUGGUGGGUACAGGGUAUUUAUUACAUAAUUCUAGGGUCAGACUAUCUGGGCUUGAAUAUGACUUGUACAAAUCCCUCGAGUUCUCUGAGCCUCAGUUAUUUCACCUGUCAAUAACAGGAUUGCACUACAAGCUCUCCAUAUGUUCUUUAGCCUUCACAACAAUCCUCUGAGGUAUUAUUAUCUCUGCUUUACAGGUAGAGACAAUGAGCUCAGAGCCAUUAAGUGACAGCCCAGGAUUUCAACCCAGGCCUUUUGACUCCAAUGCCCACGCUUGUGCAUGCCCAAUCUAACUCAUAGGAAUUAAUGUGAGGAGUUGACAUAUGAGAAAUCACUUUGGAAAUUGUAAUUAUAGAUUUGAAUGACGAUGAUGAUCAUGGGAAUAUUGGCAGAAAUUGAACAGUUAUAAGUGCACUCAUGCUUUGCAGCUGAUGCCUAAAAUUAGGGGCAAAUAGAAAGCUGCUUCAAUGAACUAUGGGGUAGUGAGGGCUUCAAUGAAGAGUGGGAUGGGGUACAGAGGGCUACCUGUCCAAGGACAGAGUGACAGAGAUUGAGGGAAGAAAAGAUGUAAAACGGGUGAGGAAUCUUCUAUCAGGAGCCCUGACCCAAAGGAAAGAAAACUAACAACAGCCACACACUAGUAGAAAGCAACUUAUUUCAGUAUUUUUAAGAGAUCAAAAUAUCUACUGAACAGCCGGAUUAUCUGCUUCUAAAAUUAAGCACAAGGAAAAGGAAUCUAUAUUCAAAAGAUACAAUGAGGACUGAGAGUAAUGAUAAUGGUAGCGUUUAUAAAGACUGGGGCAAUGGGCAGUCUCAUGUACUGCAGGAGGGAGAGUCAGUUGAUAAACAAUUGAUUUUGUAAGGCAGUUUGGCAAUAGAAAUCUUUAAAAACGUCUGAAUGCCCUUCGGUCAUUGUUUUCUUCUCUAGGCAUUUAGUCUAAAGAAAUGAUUGGACCAAUACGAAGGACAUAUAUAUGUUUGUGUACACACACACACACACACACACACGAAGUAUAUAUUUUACAGGGUUAUUUAUAAUAGCAAAAAAUGUCCAAUGAUUGAAGAUUGGCUAAAUAUAUUAUGGUACCCCCCCCAUGCAAUACAUUGACAUAGGUGAAAAAGAAGAUUAGAAAAUAUUUAUAAUAUAGUCUAUUAAAUAAAAAUAUAGCUAAUUUUGCACGGAAACUAUGAAUGAAUAGGAGCUAAAAUAUUAUUAGUGAUUAUCUUUGAGUGACAGGAUUGCAGUCUCUUUUUACUUCAUCUGUACUUUUUAAUUUUUCUACAAUGGAGACACACUUAACGAUUUUCAAAAGAUAUGACAAAUUCCCCCCUUGGUUGUCAAUUACAACCAAUUAAAGAGGGAGAGAAAGUGGGGCACCUGAGUGGCUCAGUUAGUUAAGUGUCUGACUUCAGGUCACGAUCUUGCGAUUUGCGCGUUCGAGCUCUGCAUCAGGCUCUGUGUUGACAGCUCAGAGCCUGGAGCCUGCUUCGGAUUCUGUGUCUCCCCCUCUCUCUGCUCCUCUCCACCUUGCACUCUGUCUCGCUCUCUCUCUCUCUGUCUCUCUCUCAAAAGUAAAUAAACAUUAAAAAAAAAUUUAAAAAGAGGGAGAGA